Solea senegalensis (Senegalese sole) is the source of this 473-nucleotide messenger RNA. It is a transcript of the gene rpl35a, whose product is annotated as ribosomal protein L35a. The transcript is spliced from 5 exons. Gene Ontology annotation, cellular component: cytosolic large ribosomal subunit; ribosome. Gene Ontology annotation, biological process: cytoplasmic translation; ribosomal large subunit biogenesis. The record is from RefSeq and is a predicted model, not a curated record. NCBI's taxonomy places the organism in Eukaryota, Metazoa, Chordata, Actinopteri, Pleuronectiformes, Soleidae. Bases 76 to 408 code for a protein of 110 amino acids. Gene Ontology annotation, molecular function: structural constituent of ribosome.
ACCCAGCACUCCUCAGGACCGUCCUUUCCCUCCUCCAUCUUUCCCGCAGUGACGGUGACUUGGAGAACACUGAAGAUGCCUGGCAGACUCUGGAGUAAAGCUAUCUUCACCGGCUACAAGCGUGGUCUGAGGAACCAGCGCGAGCACACAGCGCUCCUGAAGAUCGAGGGAUGUUACACCAGAGAUGAGGUCGACUUCUACCUGGGCAAACGUUGUGCCUACGUCUACAAGGCCAAGAAGAACACAGUGACGCCGGGUGCCAGCCCCAACAAGACUAGAGUGAUCUGGGGGAAGGUGACCCGCGCUCAUGGAAACAGCGGGAUGGUCCGGGCCAAGUUCGGCAGCAACCUGCCAGCAAAAGCUAUCGGACACCGAAUCCGAGUGAUGCUGUAUCCUUCUCGAGUGUGAAGAGGACCCUUCAUCACACGUUGAUGUUGUUUGUACAGAAACAAUAAAUGGAUCAGAUUGAUCAA